CUUCUCCGCGAUGGCCGCGUUUCGGGUGCCGCCGGCGGUUGCGGGGCGUUCGCAGCCCGAUCUCUGGCGUGCCCCGGGGAGCAGAGGGGCGCGGCUGUAGUGGCGGGGUCGGUCGGUUCGCUUGUGGCUCGGGAGCCGUGCAGGAGCUUCAUGGAGGCCGAGCCCGGAGUGGGGCUGCUUCUGUUGUUGUGCGCGCUGCUGGCGGAGGCGAGGGAGCGAUGUGAUAACGGCAAGUUUAAGCUGCAAAUGGAUUUGCCCCCAGUCGAAGAGCUGAGCUGUCCUGAACCUGUCUGGCCACUUCCCGAACUGGUCAUUCCAAGUCUGGCCAAGGUGUAUCCUGAGCAGGAAGCGAUUCAAGUGUGUAUGGACAAGCAGAUUGUGUACAAUGUGCGAAUCCCAAACAGCGGCAUCCAUCGACCCAACUGGGCAAUUUAUGGAGAAUACUUGUACAUCCCUGCCCAGCGCUGGGUGCACAACCUGCAGCAUGGUGGGAUUGCCUUCCUUUAUCAUCCUUGUGUGCAUCCGCGACUGAAGGAGGGGCUGACCUUGUUGGCCAGGGCUUGCGUGCAGAAACACAUCGUCACUCCUCACCUCAACCUCAGCCAGGAACGGCCCUUGGCCUUGGUUGCAUGGGGUAAAAGCCUAGAGAUGUCAGAGAUUGACCUUGCGGAAGCUGUCAGCUGGCUGACAAAGAGUGCAAACCGGGCUUAUAACUCCCAGGUGAAAGAAGAUGGGGUAUACAAAUUUCUGCUGAUCCAGAAAGCAAGGCCGGUGUCAGAUAACAAUGACGGCAUUAUCUGUCCUGCAGAUCAAGUCAAGAAACUGCAACACUACUUCAGGAAGAGGGAUCUUCAAUCAACGUUAUCAAAAUGGGAUAAAGUUAGAGAUCGCAUGAUGAGACGUCAGUCUGCCAGGCAUGUAAUUUUGAGGAGGAGAAGGAAAAGAAGUCCCCAGGAAUCUGCUCCAGUCAGUGAAAAGAUCAAAGCUAAGACAUAUGUUGCAACAGUACCAACCAGCCAAGCAGUGGUAACAAUUGCCAGGGAUUUGGAGAACAACCUGGAGAGAGCUAGUGUAACUCAGAAGACAAAGGGAAGCUAUGACAUUGGAGAGAGACAGACCAGAAUGGGAAAUGAGUCCAAAUUUGCUAUGUCUAUGUUAAAAGACUCCAGCCAGACCCAUUCACGUGCUUUUCUGAGCAACCGUACGGCUGACCUUGUGAAAACGAGUAACUUGGCUGCUAAAGAGCCAGAUUCUAAGCACAACCGUUCAGCGUCUUCAUCGAAAGCUGAUUGGACUCGUGAUCAACAAGGAGAAACUGAGAAAGGUGAACAGAUUAUUGACAAAACCAACCAGCGGCUUGGGACCCCUGCCAUGAAGGAGCAGGAGAUGGGUAAAAUAACUGAAACCAUAUCUGUUGGAGUCAACAGUAGGCUCAGUGGGAAUCGAGGUCAAGUGAGUAAGAACGGGACCUCUGUUAGCGGACAAAGUAUGAAACCUCUGCAGCUCCUACAGAAUACACACAUCUCUUCCAAAAAUGACAGAGGGAAGGAAAAUGGGGAUUCUAAUAAAAGUGCCACUGGAGAGGCAGUUAGUGAGGGAAUACUGCAGAAAGGGGAGAUGGGGGUAAAUGUAACAUUGACUAUCCACAAUGGCACAGCACCUGUGGAGUCUGGAAGCAUUAAAUGCAAAUGUGAUGGCGUGCUGCCAAAUGCCCGGGUUGGCUCCAGAGGUGCAGAUUCAAAUGACUUGAAGGCAGCUGCUGAAGACAAGGUGAAAUACGUGCCCACGCCGCGGACGGAGGAGGCGGCCUGGGCAGCUGCAGCCCUCACUUUCCUCUUUGUGUUCCUUACACUGGGAGUCUUGUACACGGGGCUGUACAAAAAGUUCGUGAAGAGCAACAGCCUGUAUUGGGCACCGGUUCCGGCCGUCGAGGGGAAGGAAAAUGUAGCAGAUAUUAUAAAGAGAAGAAUCACCAGGCUCGGCAAGAAGAGGAAAAAAAGGCCUUUACACAAGAAGAAAUCCGUUGCACCUUAUGAUGUCUUGCCAAGUGACAACAGUGACUGACUGUAACAAAGACGAUGAUUAGGCCUGGCAUUCCGUUCCAUGAAGUGACAUAAUUGCUCGGACAAUGCUGUCACAAAGUAACCAUGAACAACAGCAGAGAGGUGGAACCAUUUUUGGGAAAACAAAAUCGACAAUCCUGGUGUGGACGGGAAGUGGAGAAGGCAGACAUUAGAGACAUCGAAAUUAUCUUGUGUUUGAUACUUGGUUCAAUUUAAAUCAUGCUUACUGUCAGGUUUAUUUUGAUGCACUCUACAAUUGAGCUUUCAUUUGUGCCUUUAGGACUGGAGAGAAAUCUGAACUUCUUCAUAAUUUCUAUAUGUAGAUUUUACAAGUUCUGAAAUUUUUAAUGGAGAUAUAAACCAAAGUUCGAUGUGGUAUACAUCAAAUUGCACUGUCAGGGUAAUUUUGCAGUUUAUUCCCUUGCAUGGUUUAAAUUAUCCAUAGUUGAGUUUUUAAAACAUGAACAUUUAGCGACAUCAUAUGUGGCAUUAAAAUAGAGCUGUCAUUUAUUUGGUCUUUCUAUGGGAUCAGAUGGGAUAAGGUGUAUAAAUUGGUUUCUUUGCUGCAGACACAGUCAUAUCAGCAAGUUAUUGCAGAAUCAACUCUUGCUCAGCAAAUGACAAUCACCAGGAUAAGGUUCCUCAGUUUAAAUAAUUCAUUAGUAACACCUUUAGUUAGGAAAGCUAUAUAAAAGCAAUCAUUGAUAUUUAUUAUUUUUGUGAACUAGGGUUAGGCUUCAGGAUUAAGUCAAACACACCAGCAUUCUUAUCCAGGCUUUCAGAUGAAAGUGAAUCUCCCAGAUCCUUAAUUUGUAGGUACAAUUCUAACGGAAAUUAAAUCCUCUUUGCCUAAAUUGCUACAAGUAACAUAAGACUGUUGAUCAGGAAUUAAUGAUUUACAUUGGUGAUCAAUUUCCCCUUAUAUCUGGGUAUAAUAAAGAAAUCAGUUCAAAAUCUUAAUCUGAUGUCAGAUCCUCCCAAACAUUUUCUGUUGGUCAUCUUCAAGAUAAAAUGAUUGAAAAAACUUGUAGGGUGCAUGCAAGGAUCAAUGUCCCUACCAUGUACAAGUGGUGCCUUCUAGUUAAUGAGGAUUACUCUGGCUGCAAACUAGGUUCUAGACUGAAAUAGUUUUGAGUCUGUAAGUAAAACAUAUGUGAAAUAAAAGCUGCAAUGUAGCAGGAGAAAUUUUACUGCAGGGCCAUAGAAUAAGAUACAGACUAAAAGGGUAAAACAUUUAAUACAAAAUAUUUUUUAUAAUUCAAAUGUAGUUAAUAAAAAUUGAAAAUAGUGCUUCAGAACAAAUUUAAAUUAUCAAAUUUGCUUCAGCGUUGAUCCAGUUUUGUCUGCACCCAACUUAGCUACCAGGUUUGAAUGGUGGGUGGAGGCUUGAAACAAAUUCUGCAGCAGUGAACUAAAUAGGGAGGCAGAGGAUGGGCAGAGAAUGUGAUUCUUCACUCAGAUCUGUCUCGAUAUGGGCUUUAUCACUAGGGAAUUGUUAAUGUUGAAUGGGAAAUAAUUGCUAAAUGGGAAUAAUAAUUUGUAAAACUUGUGUAAUUUCACAUCAGAACUGAUUGCUAUUCUUAGUGAACAAUGUGAAUUUUUCAUGGGGAAAAUAUUUGAAUGUUUAUGAUAACUGAUUUUGUAUGUUCCUAAAAAUUAAAAUUUCUUGACUUAUGUUCUUUCAAGUUGACAGAUGCUAAUUUUCUAAAAUAUACUCACACACUGA
Messenger RNA from Mobula hypostoma (lesser devil ray), 3789 nucleotides. It is a transcript of the gene tp53i13, whose product is annotated as tumor protein p53 inducible protein 13. Bases 151 to 2064 code for a protein of 637 amino acids. NCBI's taxonomy places the organism in Eukaryota, Metazoa, Chordata, Chondrichthyes, Myliobatiformes, Myliobatidae. The transcript has 9 exons. Gene Ontology annotation, cellular component: cytoplasm. The record is from RefSeq and is a predicted model, not a curated record.